Molecule: messenger RNA, 4546 nt
Organism: Aethina tumida (small hive beetle)
Lineage: Eukaryota; Metazoa; Arthropoda; Insecta; Coleoptera; Nitidulidae
Exons: 12
Coding region: 456-3773 (1105 amino acids)
Source: RefSeq, a predicted model, not a curated record
GUUGCCCGAUUAAGAUGAAACGUGAAUAUAAAUACAACUUAUACAAACUCGCGUCCAAUACCGUUGUUGUUUCGAUCAAUAAUAAAUCGCCUGUUAAGAUUAAUUAACGCACAAAUCGUAACAUUUUCCCAGAUUAAUUGGGAUGGCCGAAAGUGAAAUGGUGUUUGGUGUCGACAAAAAGUAAAAGUGUGAGAGAUAUAAUUAAUUAAUUCGCUCGUUCCUUAUGAAUCCUUUGUUUUUAACUUGUGAUGUCACUGUUGCUUAAGACGACUGAAGUGUUAUGGUCUUAUUGGUUGUCGAGAGAAAAAGAAAAAAGAAUGCGAAAUGUGAAAUUGCACCGUUUCAAGUCUUUGUGGUCGUCGUGGUUUGGUGUAAAAUAUGUACACAUUACAAAUUCAGAUGUAGUUCCAAGGAACCUGUUAGACUAAAGUACUGUGAAAUAGAAUGUUUGCCAGAUGACCCCCAAUAUACCAAAAAUGGUGAUGUGCAAUAUGGAGAACGUGAUAAUCCCCAGACCUCCACCCCUAGGACCAUUGGGCAGCAACUUAGAUCCCAUGGUUCCGUCAUUGGGCCCCCCAAACUCAAAGCCAGUAUCCAAGGUGUCCAGGAACUCAAGCAAAACCAGCUCCAGAUCUCAAGGCUUCCGGUUGAUGGAGAACCAGGACGACACCGGAAGCGUGUACAGCGUGUACAAGCAAAAAAUCGACUCGAUGUUCGAGUCGGACUCGAGCAGCACCAAGAACAGCGUCCAGGCCAAGAUAGAGAAGAUGUUCACUGAAGUGGCGAAGGACAAUGGCAUACCAAUUAACGAAAUAGGGGUUCAUAGUUUUUCGGUGGAUUAUUUGGGAAGUAUUCCGCUUCAGGAAAAGGUGACCAGUUUGUCUGGGCUGCAGAACCCGCUUCGGGAACUGUAUUUUGGGUACAAGAAAAUCACCAAACAUAAGAAACCACUCACUGGCAGACUGGAAAUAUCCAGUCAGGGGUUAAAAGUUCAAUAUCAAGGUGAAAAAGGCGACUUGGAACAGAUGAACUCAUUCCCGACGAUAGCGGUCUGGUCGGCCGUCAAGUUCGUGAUCCAGGAAAACAACAACAAAUACGCCUUCCUCCCCCUAAUCACGGAUCCCGACAACAUAGACAAACAGUCGUUGUUCACGGCCCUCGACGACGCCGAAAAGAAAUACAUCAAUUCGGACUCGCAUUCGCCUUUGUUCGCCGUCGUGAUGAGGAAGAUUGGGGUCCAUAAACAACUGGAGUGUCAUGGAUUCGUUUGCCAGACUUCGGAAGACGCCAUCGUGAUAGCUGCUACUUUGUACAAGUCUUUGGUGGCCCACAUGAAGGCCAAGGAGAAGAAACCGAGGAACAAAAAUGGGGUAACUUGUAUGUCCAUAGCUUCCAGCACUUACCAAGACAAAAACAACAUACCAGUGCGACCUCCCAGGAAGAAACGAAGCACCACCUCCUCCAUCAUCAGCGAAAGUGACAACCUCAAUACGUCAGACACCCAGCCUUUGCUCAUGGGGCACAACAAACAACCCAAAAAGAGCACCAAGACGAAGAGGGCACCCAAAGCUCCAGCCAUCCAAAAAGCUCAAGACUUAGAUGCUAUAAUGCCCUACGAGGAGCCCAUCAAACACUUGCCCGACAACGACAAAAACGAAAACGUCAACACGUACAACGAAAUAGCCGAAAUUAAGCCCAAAACAUUUUCAGACAAAAUCAGCACCUACAUGAGCAGAGAACAGAAACAAAUAACGGAAGAAAUCAAACAGGUAAUGAGCGAGAGUACAACUAAAGGCUUAAAGAAGGUGCAAACCGUACGGAAGCCCGACGAGGAGAGCGUGAGGAAAAAGGAGAAUUCCGGGGACAUUUUAACCAAAGUUACGAUACCCAGGUCUGGAAGCUUCUUAAACACCGGAGGAUUAACCCGAUACAAAUCUAAAAUAUCAAGGAACAACGAUCAAGCAACAGGUGGUUCCCCACUCGGUUUCAAGGAGAUAUUCCACGAGCUAAGCCUUCAAGAAGGGCUUCAUUCGAUGGACGACAUCCUGGGAGUAAUCAUUGAUCCCGAGGGCAUGUCCUUCAAUGAUCUCAAGCCAAUUUACAAGGAGUUCUUGCUGAAACUUUCAGUAACACUAACCAAGGACGAGCUGUAUCAAAGAUCCAAGUCCAUAAUGCGUAGACAAAAGAAGAAACUGUUAAGAAGGAACAGCAGCGUCAACACCAAAAAGUCCCAUCACAUAAUCGUCGGAAACAAGUUCAAGAGGCUGAAGCACAUCUUCCAGAAGAGCUUCCGUGCCAAACUAGCUAAAAACAAUAAAAGCUCCAACAAGGGCGACAAGGAGUUGGUGAUAUCUAACCCGGGUGACGGUAAACUUCCGGAAAGUUCGAUUUCCACUUCGUCCUACGACACCAGGCAGUUCAGACCGAAGGAGGAGACGCAGGUGACCAGAAAGCAAAGCUACAGGAAGAAACAGGGCGACAUAAGUCGCAGCCGGAGGGACAGGACCAGCACGUCAGAGGAGAGUGACUUCUUCUCCCUCAGGAGGAACAAGAGCAAAUCCCACAGUUUGAACAUUAAUAAUCAAAACAGGAACUCCAGCAGCGGUUACGUGUCUUGCUCCGAGUGUUCUUAUGACUCAGACACGUGCACCUGCAUAUCUGCUGACAAGUGCUACUGUUCCCUAGGGAACAAAAACUUUUCAAGAAAGUCCUCGAGGUGCAACACCUGCAAAACCGAGGCGGAAAAGUGCUACUGCACCUUGGACACGACCUUAUCCUUCUGCGGCUGCGACACCGACAGUUGUGCAGAGAGCAACAAGUGCUACUGCCAAAGCUUCACCAAGAACACCACCAUCCUGGAACAACUGAAACAAAGAGGCUUCAUCCCCACCAACGACAUGGUGUGCAACAGCCCCAAACACCGGAAGGUCUGCAAGAAGAACUCCAACACCAAGAGCACCAAAAGCUUGGAGUACAUGGCCAACCCCAGCGAAACCUACUACGAGAAGCUGAAGUCCAGGGGUCGAGCUUCGGAUCGACAUUUAAGCCGCCAGCAGAUGAUCAUCGAGGAGCCGAUGGGCCAGAAAACCAUCAGCGCCGACAACCUGGCUCUGGACUACGAGCUGUUCACCAUCACCAACGGCAACAUCCGUAACCUGCACAACAGAUCGGUGUACGCCAGAUCGUUGAGCGAGUGCGGCCAGCUGGACCUGAGGAAUCACGAGAGCAUCAGGAGCUACAGCUCCAACAGAUACGGAAGCAGAGGAAGGACCGUCCAGUCCACGGCCAUAACAACGGGCCAAUGUACGGAGGCGCUGUCGGUUAAAAAGUCGGCGGAGAUCGCCGCCCUCUUCGCCGACAUCAAGCUGAGCCAGACCACCGACAUCACCCACUUGUCCCCCAGGAACUACGACCUGGAAAGUCUCAUCAAUAACCGGAACAACGCGUACAACAAAAUGACCUCCCACCCCAAGUACAGUAAGCCAAACAAAGUUGGCCUCAACAGGGGGGACUUGAAGGCCUACAACCAGCUGAGCCAGAAGAUGGUGCAGAACUCCUUGUACCAGUCGACGAGGAGCAGCAACAAGAACAACAUGUACAGCACCAAGAACGGCCUGUACACCAUCCAGAGCCAGAGCGAGUCGGGACGUUCCAGCAUCAGCGAGAGGAGGAAAAAGGAGAAGCCCAAGUACUUCGAGCUGGAGCCACCCUACAUGGCCAAAGGCAAAACGGACAGCAACAACUUAGAGAAUUCUUUAGGAUACUUGCCCUAGAUGGCUUUAAUUUAGAACUAGUGAGGUGUGCAAAGGUUUACUGUUAUUAAUUACUAUUACUAUUAUUAUGUAUAAAGGAUUUCUGCACUUGUACAAAACACCAAAAUGUAUAUGUUAUGGAAGGAGGUCUUACUCCAUUUUGUGUCGACAAAAUGUGAUGUAAUAUCUCUCUUUUAGCGUAAUUCGGAACAACUCUAAAAAUUGUCACUUACACAUGGCUCAUUCAUUUUUAAUUAUGUAUUUUAUUGAUUAAACUGCCAUAAUUAAUUAAUGAAGCAGUAAAACAAUUCUGCAGCACGAUGUGAAAGAACGGAGGCAAAUUGGACACUUGAGAUACGUGGAUAAUGUGGUGAAUAAUGCCUGAAAUUUUAUUUAACGACUCCGGGACAUGUUUUCACUGCUCACAAAGUAUUUUAGGACAAGUGUUCUUGCUUGCGUUUUUUGCCACUUGAAUUAAUUUUUUUGGACAUAUUUUUGGGGUUAAUUUUUUUUGUUUUUUGGUAGAGGCAAUGUGAUGGGGUUUAUGCAAUAAUUUUACAACUUUUUGCUGUAAAAUCAAUAUUUAUUCUAGUGAUAUGUCUAAACUUAAGUGCAAUAUAUAUUAUGUGCAAUAUUUUUAAUUAUUUUUGUUUGUUGAAAAUCUUUUUAUUGAAAGAUUUUGUUAGUAUUAUUUCUUUUUGGUUUUUCUCUAUUGUCUGACCUAAUGUUAAGUUUAUUAUAUAUUUUUAUUUUACUGUUAUCGUCAAUAAAGUUUUAAUGAUAAAUUGUGUAUU